AUGCUGUCAAAGGAGAACGUAUUCUCGUCUCUGUCUCUUCAACCUAAUAUAAGUGAGAAUUUUCUUCAUCACAUUUUAAUUUUGGCUGAUCUAUCCUGUCCAGGCGCAAACGAGUUUCUAUUACAGGCUAGCGACCAGGGUUACUUCAAGUCCCCUUACAAGUGGCUUAUCAUAGGUGAAUACAAUCACAAUCUGAAAGACUUAGAUUUACCAUUGAAUAGCGACGUUGUUUUCGCACAGCCACGUGGUGACGAAUAUCAUUUGAUUGAGGCGUAUAAGAUUGCAGAGUAUUCAGAAGUUAUUUUAAGCCUGAGAGCCGUCUGGCGGCCUGCCAGAUAUGAUUUUAAAAACUCGACUCUUGUAGAAAUCGUCAAACAAAAUAAAAUAGUAAAGUCUGCGUACGGUGUUAUGGAGGAUUAUAGAGGUGUCAGAAUGUUGCCAGUAUCAGCGAGACGCAGGGAUUUGAGGAAGCACAAUCUGACUAUGGCCAACGUCAUCACAGAUAGCAAUGAGACCAGACAGCACCUCGACGAUAGGCUAAAUCUGCACCAGGAUUCCAUAACCAAGAUGUCGUAUGUCGUGGCGAAGAUCUGCUUCGAUAUGCUGAACGCUACGGAGAACAGAAUCUUCACGCACACUUGGGGCUACAAGGACAAAAACGGCAACUGGCAGGGCAUCAUCGACCAUCUGCUCAAGAAGAAGGCAGAUCUUGGUACCCUGACUAUAUUUACCCAGGAGCGCAUGAAGGCCAUAGACUACAUAGCCAUGGUAGGUUCUACCGCGGUCCGGUUCGUGUUCAGGGAGCCCCCGCUGGCUCUGUUGGAGAAUAUCUUCACCUUGCCAUUCACAUCGGCUGUAUGGAUAGCGAUCGGCAUCUGCGUGCUUGGUUGUGCUGUAUUCUUAUACAUAACAUCCAAAUGGGAAGCCACGGUGGGAAUGCAUCCGUUACAGCUAAGCGGUUCAUGGGCGGAUGUGUUGAUACUGAUCAUUGGAGCCGUCCUCCAACAAGGAUGUACGCUUGAACCAAGAUACGCCGCUGGUCGAUGUGUGACCUUACUGUUGUUCGUGUCUCUCACCGUGUUGUUCGCGGCGUACUCCGCCAACAUCGUGGUGCUGCUCCGAGCCCCCAGCAGCUCCGUGCGCUCGCUGCCCGACUUACUGAACUCACCGCUGAAGCUGGGUGCCAGCGACUUUGAAUACAACCGGUAUUUCUUUAAGAAACUCAACGAUCCCAUACGCAAGGCAAUUUAUAGCAAGAAAAUAGCUCCGUCAGGCAAGAAGCCAAACUUCUACAGCAUGAAGGAGGGAGUCGAGAAGAUAAGGAAGGGAUUAUUCGCUUUCCACAUGGAACUUAACCCCGGAUAUCGGUUAAUCCAGGAGACUUAUCAGGAAGAGGAGAAAUGUGAUUUGGUUGAGAUCGAUUACAUAAAUGAAAUUGAUCCCUGGCUGCCCGGACAGAAGCGAUCGCCUUACAAGGAUUUGUUUAAAAUAAGCUUCAUCAAGAUUCGUGAGUCGGGCGUGCAGUCGUGUGUGCACCGCCGGCUGCACGUGGGUCGGCCGCGCUGCUCCGGCAGCGUGUCCACCUUCAGCAGCGUGGGCAUCACGGACAUGUACCCCGCGCUGCAAGCCACGCUCUACGGCGCUGUCAUGUCCGUAGCCGUGCUCAUGAUGGAAAAAGUUCACUACAAACUAGUCCAGAUGAAAAAAAAGAAGGAAGAAAUUUAAUAUCCCCGUAGAUCGAAACCUCUCAGAGGCUUAAAACGUAGUUCGUAGAACCGACCCAUAAUAAAUUGACGAAUGCACGCGAACCACCGUAAUAGCAGCUCAUUUCGACGGCCAAUAAUAUUAAAGCUCACCAAAUACGUAAUUAUCUGAAUUUUUUAUUACUUACGCUUUUGCUCCUAAUGUAUGUCCCGUGUUCUGUAGAUUAUUAUUAAUAAAUGUUUAAAACACUAAA
Molecule: messenger RNA, 1957 nt
Organism: Danaus plexippus (monarch butterfly)
Lineage: Eukaryota; Metazoa; Arthropoda; Insecta; Lepidoptera; Nymphalidae
Product: glutamate receptor 1-like
Exons: 12
Coding region: 1-1725 (574 amino acids)
Cellular component (GO): membrane
Molecular function (GO): ligand-gated monoatomic ion channel activity
Source: RefSeq, a predicted model, not a curated record